CAAAGAGUGUUUGAUACAAGUACGCCCACAGAGAUGGCAGAUGACUCCACCCCAACUCCAGUACAAUCGAUCACGAAGAAACAACUAGAAGAUAAAGAGAUGGCCUUCUCACAAAAUGAGUGUGAGCAAUUCUUCAGACGUCUCUCUAGGGAGAGUCUUUGUACUGACUGGGAAAAGGUAGCAACGCAUUGUGGAUUACCGUCUGGUGAAAUUGAGAUCAUCAAACAUGAUUAUUCCAAACUGGAGGAGAGAUCAUUCCAAUUUCUGGUCAACCUGAGGCAAAAAUUUCCUGAUCUGACUAUUUGGUCGGGGAAAUUAUGUAAAGCUCUUCGUCAAGAAGGAAGGAACGACUUGGUGGCACGUCUGGAAGAGUUCACAUCACGAGGUUUGUAAAUAAAAGGAGACGCCAUUUUGUUAAUGUUCAUUAUCACAAUUUGUUAUCCAAGUUCAUGGCAGUCAAAGACCAUUUUCCACAUAAAAACUAUAGUAAGGUUGAGGAGAAACUACUAGCUAACUGGGUGAAGUUUAUCCUUUACAAUUGGGAAGUUUCAUUAUGUUUGGCAAUGGAUGAAAAGAAUUGUGGCCUUUCUUAGUAUCCAGCAAGUAAGAUCAGAAUUAGAAAACAAACUCAAGAAUACGGAAUGGCUGCUUUGUAAUCACUGCUAUUACAAGUGCUCAAUGUGUAACCUGCUGGUACUGAUGAUUUUCAACAUAAAUGUUGGCUCAGUUCUUACA
Messenger RNA from Asterias rubens (European starfish), 735 nucleotides. RefSeq lists its product as uncharacterized. The record is from RefSeq and is a predicted model, not a curated record. Bases 34 to 393 code for a protein of 119 amino acids. NCBI's taxonomy places the organism in Eukaryota, Metazoa, Echinodermata, Asteroidea, Forcipulatida, Asteriidae. The transcript is spliced from 2 exons. Gene Ontology annotation, biological process: signal transduction. Gene Ontology annotation, molecular function: protein binding.